UUCCGGUUCCCCUCCAUCAUCGUUAUGUGCUUUUGUUAUCUUAGGUCCUGUUCAGUUUAAUAUUAUUUUCAACCAUUUUUUCGUAAAGUUACCAAAAUUUUGGCUAUGUUUAGUUUGUUGCCAAAUUUUAAUAAAUACAUAUGAAAUCUUGCUAAAAUUUUUGACAACCUUACCAAAAUUUGGCAAUGUCAAAACUUGGUAAGAUUGAAAAUGAUAGCAAAGUAAACAAGCCCUUAUUUCCCUUGGAUGGAUAUUGUCAAAUUACUCUAAGCUCCAUGCCUCAUGUACUAUCUGUCUUUUAGGACAAACAAAUGGUUGCAAUUAUAUGCAGUGUGCUUGCGCUAAUUGCCAAACAUCAGUUCAACUAUAUUAUAAGUUCAUCUAUCACGAUUAUUUACUCUUAUUUUUCUGUACUAGUGAUCAACCGCCCUUCAUUUCAGAAAUAAUGCAUCAAAGCAAAUAUGCGGAUAAGUAGAACUAGUACAACUUAUGCUGUACCACCCAUCCAUGGCUCACAUGUUACAUCCUCCCACGUUGCUUAUACAAACAAUGAAUGAAUAAACUACAGUCUGUUCGAUCUCACGCGCAAACCUCAAAUAAAACGACCAUACCGACGGGCGACGGCCCGACGCCACUACGCCAGCUUUAGAGUUAGAGGCGCGCACAUCGCUUGGAUUUGCUCUGCACUGACUCCCAUAUAUACCACUUCGCCGGCUAGGCGACCCAGCCAUCCUCUAACUCGCAACACGUAAGCCUGCACCAAGAACGACUCUUGCUUGACCAUGCCGAGAGCGCGAGGUCUUUCCUGCCUCAUGUCGCCGCUCAGCGGCAAGCGCCACGCCGGUGACGCACGCCGCAGCAGCGCCGCGUGCAUAUGCUGCAUCGGCCCACACCACAAGCCGUCGUCCGCCGUCGGCGGUGGCGGCGGCUGCGUGCCCUGCCUCGCUCCCCACGCCGACCACAGCGUGAGAGCGCCUCUCACCAGCUGCUGCGGCAGCGGCGGCGGCGGCGGUGACAACAACCUCCGCGGCCGCAGCAGCACCACCACCAGCGCGCGCACGCCGCGCACACCCAAGACGCCGUGCACGCCCACGGCCAGGCGACUCUGCGGCGUCCGCUCCCGCACCCCGCGCCGCGGGCAGGUCGGCUGCUUCCAGUCGUCGGCGCCUGCCGCCGCAAGGACGCCGCGGACUCCCACGACGCAGCGCGCGUGCUACGUCCGUGGCACGGGCACGGCUCAGGGCAACGCGAAGCUGGGCAGGCGGCGCCGCUGGCUCCGGUCCACGGGCCAGACGCCACGCCGCACGGCGCGCGCGGGUGGCGACGUCGGCAACGGCGGCGACGUCAAGGUUUACAACACUGGCCUCGUGGAGGCCGCCGCCGAGGAGUCGGUAACAAAGGAAGAGGAGACCAGCUCGAACGACGAGUACGCGCUGCUGUGCAGGCAGGGCUUCCCACGCGAGGACGUGGCCGCGGUCACCAUCCAAGCCUACUUCCGAGGCCACCUGGCGAGGCGAGCGUUCAAGGCGCUGAAGAGCCUGGUGCGGCUGCAGGCGGUGGCGCGGGGGGCGUACGUGCGGCGGCAGGCGGAGGUGGCGAUCCACUGCAUGCAGGCGAUGGUGCGGCUGCAGAUGCGCGUGCGCGCCAGGCAGAUGCUCACCAAGCCCAAGGAAGGGCAGCUCUUGCCGAGCUGAUCAUCAAAGCCGUACGUGUGCAGUGCACGACCACGUUACCGUGGGAAAUAAACGUCGCCUGAAUAAUUCUGGAAAUCUAUCAAGUUAAGAUGUUUGGCAUUUGUUGCUGCCGAGAACAUCGACAUGGGCUGUUGGCCUGUUGCUGUGAUGAACUUCCCGUGGAUUUGUAAUUCUAAAUAUCUGUAAUUCAUAUGUUGUCCUUGGUUUUUUUUACCCGUGGAAAAUGCUUAACUGUUUCGUUUGGGAAUAACCCAUUUUAUUUUGUUUUCUUUUGAUUAACUUGAUCCUGUGACCCGAAGAAUUAUUUGACCUAUAUGGAAGUAGUUUAGUUGUACAAUCUUUAAGAUUUGUUUUCAUUUAUCAC
Messenger RNA from Oryza sativa Japonica Group (Japanese rice), 2058 nucleotides. Its product is annotated as protein IQ-DOMAIN 17. Gene Ontology annotation, molecular function: protein binding. The record is from RefSeq and is a predicted model, not a curated record. NCBI's taxonomy places the organism in Eukaryota, Viridiplantae, Streptophyta, Magnoliopsida, Poales, Poaceae.